This is a messenger RNA of Darwinula stevensoni, 587 nucleotides long. The record is from the annotation of a GenBank genome assembly. NCBI's taxonomy places the organism in Eukaryota, Metazoa, Arthropoda, Ostracoda, Podocopida, Darwinulidae.
AUGAACUUAGUGCACCUGAUGACAAAUGGAACCUCCCAGGACCUUGAGGUGGUCAUACAGUCUCACUUCCAUAUCACCGAUGAUUCUGAGAGGACUGCUGAAGAGAAGCCUGCUGUAUUGUGGUACUGCAUCUAUGAGGAUCAGGAUGACUCUCGAUCAGAGUUUCUUGAUGCUGAACUCCCUCAGGGACUUUUCUUUGUUCCUGGACAGUCGUGGGAGCUUGAUUUUGACUCUCAUGUUCAGCAGGCAAGAACAGUUUUUGAGAGGAUGUAUCCUGGGGAGGAUUUCCUUCCACGAGCACCUGAUCCUGAAGACAUUGUGGUGCUGGAUCCUCCAGCCCCUGAGCCUGAGCAGCAGGAAAGAAACAAUGAGGAAGAUGGUGAUGUCACUGAGGAAGAUGUGGAUGAAAACAGAAGAGGAACAGAAGAAGUCAGAGAGAAUGAAGGAAGAGAUCAAGGAGAGGUUGAAGCAGGAGCAGUUAAAGAGGAUGUGGAUGGAGAAUGAGUCAUGAUAGAGAAUAGUAAAGAAAAUGGAGAUGGAGGUGAGAGGACUCACUUUUCAUAUGAAGCAGCACUCUUUUCAAGCUU